GCGCCCAGCUGCUCCAGGACAGUGACCGGCUCGCUCGUGUGCCUCUCCCCGGAAUCAUGCAGUUCAGACCGGACGAGUUUAGGAAAGUCGUCGGGAAUGGCCUCGGGCGGCUUCACAGGCUCCUGGUCUCUCUGUCCCUGAUCCAGGGUAUUGGAGCGCAGGCAGGACAAUGUGGAGACCCUGGAGCUCUCGGAGGAGGGGCGUCCAGUGGAGACGAAGGCUCGGGAGCUCCCUGUGGUGGACUGCACGUGCUGCGGGCUCCCUCGCCGUUACAUCAUCGCCAUCCUGUGCGGGAUAGGAUUCUGCAUCUCCUUCGGGAUCCGCUGCAACCUGGGCGUGGCCAUCGUGAGCAUGGUGAACAACAACACUGUGUAUGAGGGGGACAAGGUUCGAGUGGAGAAAGCUCAGUUCUCGUGGGACCCCGAGACUGUGGGAAUGAUCCACGGCUCGUUUUUUUGGGGGUACAUUGUCACCCAGAUCCCGGGGGGGUUCAUCUCGCAGAAAUUCGCAGCCAACCGGGCGUUUGGUUUUGCUAUUGUUGCCACCUCUAUUCUCAAUAUGCUCAUCCCCUCUGCAGCCAGAGUCCAUUACGGCUGUGUGAUCUGUGUGCGGAUACUGCAGGGACUAGUGGAGGGUGUGACCUACCCAGCAUGCCACGGGAUCUGGAGCAAGUGGGCUCCGCCCCUCGAGAGGAGCCGAUUGGCCACCACAGCGUUCUGUGGCUCCUAUGCCGGGGCUGUCAUUGCCAUGCCUCUGGCAGGGAUACUGGUGCAGUACUCCGGGUGGUCGUCAGUGUUCUACGUGUACGGCAGUUUCGGCAUCUGUUGGUUUUGUUUUUGGAUCCUGGUCUCCUAUGAGAGUCCGGCCGCUCACCCGACCAUCUCGGAGGAGGAAAGGCGCUAUAUAGAGGAGAGCAUCGGAGAGAGCUGCAAGCUGAUGAACCCACUGCAGAAGUUUAAGACUCCCUGGAAGAAGUUCUUCACCUCCAUGCCAGUCUACGCCAUCAUCGUAGCGAAUUUCUGUCGCAGCUGGACGUUCUACCUGCUCCUGAUCAGCCAGCCAGCGUACUUCGAGGAAGUGUUCGGGUUCGAGAUCAGCAAGGUGGGGAUGGUCUCCGCGCUCCCUCACCUCGUCAUGACGAUCGUGGUUCCGAUCGGAGGUCAGAUCGCCGAUUUCUUGAGGACGAAGCACAUCAUGUCCACCACCAACGUGAGGAAGAUGAUGAACUGCGGAGGGUUUGGGAUGGAGGCCACUCUUCUGCUCGUGGUCGGGUUCAGUCACACGAAGGGCGUGGCGAUCUCCUUCCUGGUUCUUGCCGUCGGAUUCAGCGGUUUCGCAAUCUCAGGUUUCAAUGUGAAUCACUUGGAUAUCGCUCCGCGCUACGCCAGCAUCCUCAUGGGAAUCUCCAAUGGAGUCGGGACUCUGUCAGGGAUGGUGUGUCCUUUAAUAGUGGGAGCGAUGACCAAGCACAAGACCCGGGAGGAGUGGCAGUAUGUGUUUCUCAUCGCCGCUCUCGUUCACUACGGAGGGGUGAUAUUCUAUGGGAUCUUUGCUUCGGGGGAGAAGCAGGACUGGGCAGAACCCGAAGAGACCAGUGAUGAGAAGUGCGGCUUCAUCCACGAAGACGAGCUCGCCGAGGAGACAGAGGACCUGCACCUCUCCUCGCUGGCCACCGGAGGGGGCUACGGGGCCACCAGCACCAACCCGGCCCUUGCCAACAAUGGGGGCUGGGCCGCGGACUGGGAGAAGAAGGAGGAGUUCAUCCAGGAGCCGGGAAAGGACCGCUAUCUGUACGGAGGAGCCGAGGAGAGAGACUUGCAAUGAGGGGCCGUCUAAACAUCCCACUGCUGACACCAACACACUGUCUCUCUGUUCACUAUCAAAUCAGCUGAACCCCUCCCUCCACCACUGAGCAUCUAUCCACAGGGACCGGAAUGAGACUCCCGCUGCACAGCAGUGUGAUCCAGUCCUGGUUUCACUGGGAGUUUAAUAAUCAGACACACCUGAGCUUGUUAGCUAGACACACUGGGGGCUGAUCAAGCUGGUAGUAAAACCUGGACUGGAUCACACUGCUGUGCAAUAGGAGUCUGAUUCCCAUCGCUGUGGUUCUCUGUAUUGACACUAAGAUCUCUGGGGUAAUAUAAUACUGUAGGGGAGGGGGAGGAGGGGGUGGGGGGUAAUUAGGGUAAUUAAAUAAAUAAGUUCUAAAAUCCAUUCUCUCACCUCUUAUUAGCUUUAGUAACAGGAUCACUGGCCCCUCCCUUUAAAGGAGCGCUGACCAUCUUUAAAAUCCAUUCUCUCACCUCUUAUUAGUUCCUGAUCAUUUCAAUAAUAAUAAUAAUAAUAAUAAUAAUAAUAAUAAUAAUAAUAAUAAUAAUAAUAAUAAUAAUAAUACUAGACUUCAUUGAGGGGAGCUCUGAACCCCAGGACUGGGUGCAGCAGCAGCAGCAGCAGGGCUAGUGUGAGUUUCUAGUCUCUGAGUGAGUAUCGUAUCUACAUGUUGAUUAUUAGUCUGUGUUUAGUUUAGGUGACUCUAUGAGUUGUUCAGUUUCAGUGGGUUCUGAAGCACAAAGACUUUCUCUCUGAGAAUCACUCAGUAUGUGUGUGCGUGUGUGUGUGUGUGUGUGUGUGACACAGUGGCAAUGCAUUCUGUAUAUAUGAAGAGAUUCUAUAUGAGAAAAAUAUAACCUGUCUAUCUAUCUAUCUAUCUAUCUAUCUAUCUAUCUAUCUAUCUAUCUAUCUAUCUAUCUAUCAUCUGUCUUUCUAUCUCUCUCUCCUCACUGUAGCACAAUUAGAAAUGAAGGCACAUAAAGUAUUAUAAAAUCUGUUGCAACGUGUGUGUGUGUGUGUGUCAGUGUGUGUGUGUCAGUGUGUGUGUGCGCGUCCGUGUGUGUAUGUGUGUGUGUUUCCCUCUUUCCCUGUCUCUGAUGGUAAAGCCUGUGAUAAUGUUUCUCAUGAUAAUAACAGCGUGUCUCUUCAGUGUUAGUAAAGUAAAUCUCUCUGAAUCAAAGUGUGAAACAGGACCGCUUUGAUUCCUGUUGUAUUUAACUGUGAUGAAUGAAGAAUAUUGUAUUGAAUACCUGUUUAAUAUCCUGUCCGGGGGGGAUGGGGUGGGGGGGGGGGGUUGUGGAAUCCCCUUUAAGAAGUAUUUUUGUUAAAACAUCGUAUACAUUUGUUAAAGCAUCGUGUUUCCAAACAAGGAAGCCCGUCCUUCCCUCACCUUUACGACAGCGGUUCCCUCACUGUAAAGGUGGGGGGAGGACGGGGUCUCUUCCGUUUCUUUUGCCAUGGACACGUUGACGGGAGGGUUGAGCGCGCCCCCGCUGGAGAAUGCUUCUUGCAGGCGGUCCCGGGUUCCGAUUUCAGCCCGUCGUCUCUCGCCUCUUCAGCUCAAACCAGCCCCAGUCACUCCCUCUCGAAACGCCCUGGAAAGGAUUUGCAAGCCAGCUCUGUGUCUGUGUGGAACCCGGCAGAAUCGCCAGGAGCCCUCUCAGCCAGGGAGGAGCUGCAAAUGCACAUCGCAUUCAUCUGAUUGUAUUUUUUCUGGGGGGGCAGGUUUGGAAUGUCAUCGAGGACAGAGAGUCGAAAUCUCACACGUUUUUAAUGAGAUCCUAGCGGGGAGAUAUGCGAUCUGAAUGUCACCAGAAGACUCUGCUGAGCGAGGAGGAGGAGCCACACAGGCUUUAGGGACAUAUCAUGUGUGAUUUCAACUGAGGAGAAUUGAAAUAUUAUAAAGUAUUAUGGGCUGGACAGUGUCUGAGGAGAGGAGCGUAUUUAUGUGUAAUGUAAUGUAUUUAAUGGACGUGUGGAUUAAAGACUGAAAUCGAUGUUAUUUUAUUGAUGAGAAAUGAUGCAAUAGAAUCGGAUAUGAAAUAUCACUUUAUGUUUGUGUGUGUUAAAAAUAUACCCUUAUUAAAACGUUUUUUUAAUAAAAAACAGAAA
This is a messenger RNA of Acipenser ruthenus (sterlet), 3942 nucleotides long. RefSeq names its product vesicular glutamate transporter 1. Lineage: Eukaryota; Metazoa; Chordata; Actinopteri; Acipenseriformes; Acipenseridae. Bases 352 to 1824 code for a protein of 490 amino acids. Gene Ontology annotation, cellular component: excitatory synapse; synaptic vesicle membrane. Gene Ontology annotation, molecular function: L-glutamate transmembrane transporter activity; neurotransmitter transmembrane transporter activity. The record is from RefSeq and is a predicted model, not a curated record. The transcript has 11 exons. Gene Ontology annotation, biological process: synaptic transmission, glutamatergic; regulation of synapse structure or activity; neurotransmitter loading into synaptic vesicle.